GAGGGGACAGAGAGAACGAGAGAGCGAUAGGGAGAGAGAGAGAGAGAGAAAGAGGGAGGGAGGGAGGAAGGAAGGAAGGAAAGGAGCGAAGGAAGAAAGAGUAGAACAUAGCUGUAGACGUAAUUAGUUAUCGCCCUGCUGUUUGGCGCCAACGUGCCGGAGGGAUAAAAGCGGGAUAAACGUAGCAUGCGAGCUAAUAUCGAUUAUUUAUAUUCCGCUGCUAUGUUAAGCUAGCCGAGGCAGCUAACGCUUAGUUGUGGUACAGUAGGCUAGCGUGCUCAUUAGCGUGUUAUUAUUAUUUCGGUGCAUCAAACGGUAGCUGCCUGAGGACGCUGGUUUUCUAGCUUCCUAAUAUAUUUGUUAACGUAUUAACAAUUAACCUUCUUCGAGGUGAACGUUUACCAGCGACAAAAUGGGGAGAAAGUCAAAUAGAGCGAAGGAGAAGAAGCAGAGGAGGCUUGAAGAAAGGGCAGCUAUGGAUGCUGUGUGCGCUAAAGUGGUUGCAGCCAAUAAGCUCGAAGACCCUCUGUCGGCUUUUCCAGUGUUCAAAAAGUAUGACAGAAACGGGUUAAAUCUGGAGAUUGAGUGCAAGAGGGUGACUGCGUUGUCUCCCAUCACAGUGGAGUGGGCCUAUGAGCUGACCAGAGCCAACGUACAGACACUAUAUGAACAGAGCGAGUGGGGAUGGAAGGAGAGGGAGAAAAGGGAGGAGAUGAAGGAUGAGAGAGCGUGGUAUCUUCUGGCCCGUGAUGCCGAAUCCGCCCCUGUUGCUUUCUCUCAUUUUCGAUUCGAUGUUGAAUGUGGUGACGAGGUGUUAUAUUGUUACGAACUGCAGUUGGAGAGCAAGGUCAGGCGGAAAGGUCUGGGAAAGUUCCUCGUCCAGAUCCUGCAGCUCAUCGCCAACAGUACACAGAUGAAAAAGGUCAUGUUGACGGUUUUCAAACACAACCAUGGAGCCUACCAGUUUUUUCGGGAGGCCUUACAAUUUGAGAUUGACGAAACCUCGCCCAGCAUGUCUGGUUGCUGUGGAGAUGAGUACUCGUACGAGAUUUUGAGUCGACGGACAAAAUAUGGCGAGGUGUCAGGUCAUGCGCAUGCUGGCAGCCACUGUGGAGGCUGUUGCCACUAGGUGCUGAUCUCGCUGUUCUGUUACGCGAACACUCCUCUUCUGAACCUCUUGUCAACAAUCAUGUUUGCCCUACGUUACCCCCAUAUUACAUCCCCCUAAGCCUAGUUCAGUCACGCAGUAUAGCCAAAAAGAACACGAAAUGAACAGGAGCCAGUCAGAGUGCCACUGAUAUCUUUCAGUAACUGGCAUUUUACAGAGUGUUUAGAGUGAGAGAUCUUGCAGUAGAUUACAGUUCAUAAGUGACUCGUAUAAGAGGAACAUCAUAUAUAACGUGAAAUAUGGUUUGGAUAGCAAAUCUCUUGAUUGUUUAGUCAUGUGUAAUGAUGAGGGUGAAGUAGGUGACUGGAAAUUUGUAAUGAAAGUGCAAAGCGCAUUAUCCUUCAAUUACAAGUUUGAAGCACACAAUGAUUUUGUCUUGUAUACAUCCAAAUUAGAUCAUCAUGUUGGGGAUCGCAGCAGAUUUAAAGCUUUAUUUAGAAAAUGUUUGGGUUUAAACAUCAUGAAAGGUUAUCCUAUCAUUAAGUAUUCUGAGUUCAUAUAAGACCAAUUAGUGAUUUUGCAAGCUUUUGUUAUUUUCUACCUCUGUGUUGGGUGUGUUUUUUUUUUUUUUAGUUUUCACUGAAUUCAUCUGAAAGAGUUACUCUGCAGGCUUUAUAGUUAAAAAUGAGAAGCCAUGUGGCUUUUGAGGUAUGUGUGUGUUAAAUGGUGCUCAUAUUGACAGUGUAAAGGUGAUUCAUUUUAAAGCUAAAGCUGUGAAGCGGUGACUGAACUAGGCCUUAGAUUAAUCUCCCAUCUAUGAAGGUCCUCCUUGUUGCUUACUAUUUUUAACUUAAUAGCUGCCCAUGACUUGAAGAAAAAUAAAUAUAUUCCCUUUCCAGCUUCAUGAAUCUUUGAAUAACAGAGAUGGCAGUAAUGCUCAUGUGACAGCUCUGUGUAGUGAACUUUACCUCUCACCUCAGGAACCAGCAUGGUGAGUAGUACAUCUACACAUCCCAUGAUGAUAAUCACAACAAACGUCAAGGCUGGACCUGAUGCGUUUAGCCUACAAUUCUCUCUCUCCCAAGCUGCUGAUCAUUAUAGUGAGUUCAAGGGCAUGGCACACUGGCUGUUACUGCCAUUUUCUUUCUAUUGCUCUGUCAGGGUACUUGUACAUACAUUUUAACAAAAUACAAGGGGCUUACCUAAGUGUUGUAUUUCUUUAAGUAACUGAAUACAAUGAAUGGCUUUGUAUUCUUUAUAAUCACUCAAACUGGUCAGUCUCAGGUCAUUCAACUAAGUAAAACCUAUAUCAAAUAUUUUAUAACAGUUAUCCCUAUCUAAUUGAUGAAGGGGCUGAUGCUUAUUGCAACACACCCUUAGUUUAGAAAAGUACUGUCCUUUUUUUAAGUAUCACAGCCUUCUUUUAUCAUCUCAAAACAUGAUUUUUUUUUUCUUAACUGUAUAUAAUCUGUUUGCCAUUUUCAUUUUAUUUGCCUUCACAAAGGUCUUUGGGGAGAAAUUACAUUGAGACAAUUUAAAAGUGAUGUUUGAUAAAUGAGUAUUCCUGUCUCAUGCUUUGUUGUUGAUGCAGAAAGGGAAAUUAUUUCAGCUUUUGGUGUUUUAUUUGUAUGCAACAAAUAAACUUGUUUGGCUCAAAA
This is a messenger RNA of Pangasianodon hypophthalmus (striped catfish), 2766 nucleotides long. RefSeq names its product N-alpha-acetyltransferase 40, NatD catalytic subunit (gene naa40). Lineage: Eukaryota; Metazoa; Chordata; Actinopteri; Siluriformes; Pangasiidae. The transcript is spliced from 8 exons. Gene Ontology annotation, molecular function: histone H2A acetyltransferase activity; protein N-terminal-serine acetyltransferase activity; histone H4 acetyltransferase activity. The coding region runs from base 413 to 1129 and encodes 238 amino acids. The record is from RefSeq and is a predicted model, not a curated record. Gene Ontology annotation, cellular component: nucleus.